AAAUACCUACUGUAUAACAUAAUGAAGAAAUGUUGAGUAGUGAAAAGGUGAUUAGAAUUUGUGUUUAGCAUAAAACCAUAAAACAUACAUUAAUGGAUGAAAGUCCCACAUGGACAUAUGAAGGCAUUUAAAAAAGGAAAACUAAAGGAACUCAACUAUAUCUUUUUUUUUAUGCAGUUGUAUAAGCAAAUAUAUUACACACUUCUAAGUGAAUUGUAUUAAAAUCCUCAAUUUAUUCGGAGGUAUUUUGCUACUUCCAUAAGUGUGCGUCACGUGCAGCCGACAGAGGUCGCUGUGCGCUCUGGCACACUGGGAGCCACCUGGGCGUUAUCUCUGGACCUGCUCAAUCGAUAAUCAAACCCACCAGUGUCACCACUCAGCCAGCCUGCUCCAGCUGGACGCUUCUAGUCAGUCUAGCUUCGACAAUUACGGACUGACUUUAACGGAACAAAAAUAAACUUACAGAGAAGAGGUUCGCUUCAAAAGGCAGAUCAAUUAGUGCGGAUUGAGGAGGAAGUUGAAGGUGUGUAAUGGGUUAACGGCGGAAGGCCUCGCCUCACCUUUAGUGCGCGUCACCCGGCUUCGUGAAGUGGUCCCACCAGCCAAACCAAAGUGGUAAAAUCACCUCUCUCCGCCGCCAGACGCGCACCUUCGCCUCGGUCGCUCUCGCUUCAUCCUGUCGGUCUCCGCCCCGCCGCUCCAUCACCACGCACGCACGCACGCACGCACCCAGAAGACAUCGGGAACUGAAGGAAUAAGAGUGAUUUACCGGAACCAUGAAGGACCGUAUGCAAGAACUUAACCAUGGGAAGGAGACGACAGAGGAGGAGGAUGAAGUUGCUGUGGGGAUUGACAAAGGCUUCAUGGAUGAAUUCUUUGAACAGGUGGAGGAGAUCCGGGGUUUCAUCGAGUCUCUGGCAGAGAAAGUUGAGGAGGUGAAAAGGAAUCACAGCGCCAUCCUCGCGUCACCUAACCCAGAUGAGAAAACGAAGGCUGAGCUGGAGGAUCUUAUGGCAGACAUCAAGAAGUUUGCCAACAAAAUACGCUCCAAAUUAAAGAGUAUCCAGCAAUCCAUUGAGCAAGAAGAAAGCCAGAACAAGUCAUCAGCUGACCUGAGGAUACGCAAGACACAGCACUCCACGCUGUCCCGUAAGUUUGUCGAGGUGAUGUCAGAAUACAACACCACCCAGUCGGACUACAGGGAGCGCUGCAAGGGACGCAUUCAGAGACAGCUGGAGAUCACUGGGAGAAACACAACAAAUGAGGAGCUGGAGAGCAUGUUGGAGAGUGACAACCCGGCCAUCUUUACCUCGGGGAUCGUUAUGGACAACAUCACCGAGCAAGCUAUGAAUGAGAUCGAGACGCGGCACAAUGAGAUCAUCAAGCUGGAAAAUAGUAUCAGAGAGCUUCACGACAUGUUCAUGGACAUGGCCAUGCUGGUUGAGAGUCAGGGGGAAAUGAUAGACCGCAUAGAGUACAAUGUGGAGCACUCAGUAGACUAUGUGGAGAGGGCAGUAUCAGACACUAAGAAGGCGGUUAAAUACCAGAGUAAAGCACGGAGGAAGAAAAUUAUGAUUAUUAUAUGCUGUGUGGUACUGGGAAUUGUCAUUGCUUCCAUAGUUGGGGGAACGCUGGCCUAAACCUCAACCACAGUCACAAUACAUGUCACACACACACACACACACAACGGAGCAAAAACACGACAGUUUCACAUUUUCUGUUUUCAUGAAUGCAAUCCAUUACAUGUGUGACGCUAGGUGCGUCACAUACUGUACGACACAUGGCUAGAGGUGUUUUCGCAUGAGUUGCUAUUUUGUAAAUGUGUGGUGCUGCGAUCUGUUUAUCUGACUGUUGAGUGUUGUCAACGAUAUGAUGUUUCCAAAAGUGAAUUCCUGAAUGAAAAAAAGUUAAUAUAUGAAAUGUAACACUAUACUAAUACAGUCCAGCUUCCAAAUAUGACACAUAUUCAAUUGUAAUGUCUAUUUUGUGUUGUACAGGCCACUAAUCUGCAGUGUUUUUAAAAGCCAAGUUAUCUAUUUACAUUUUAAUUACUUAUUCUUUUAUUUUUAAGUUCUCUCUGUAAUGUCCUCCACCUCCCUACAAAAGCCCGGCAUGGUUUAGUUCACAUGUAAAUUGGUGUUUUGUUUUCUUUCACAAAAGGGAAAGAAGAAAUGUUGAAUAUUUUGCUCGUAUUCAUCACACUGCCAAACUUUUCAAACGUCACUUCUUGUGGUUGACGGACACAGUGCUACUGUACUUAACUUCAUCUGGCCUUACCAGUGUGCAGCAUUUCUAACCGUUGCUCCAUGUUGAGCGUGUGAAUGUGAAAGAGGAUAUGCGUGUGUUCAUUUGUAGCUUCAUAUUUCAACAUGCUGUGUGCGAGUCGUGGGAUGAGAACAUGAAUGCGUGGUAUUAGCCACCUGUGUCUUUGUUUUGUAUGAAGUGUAAACUGAUAUAAAGCUCUCUAACACUGCCGGUAUGUUCAAAUAAGCUGUUGAAAUAGUCUAGUUUGAAUUGAUAAUUCUGGUCUGUAAGUGACACAUACUUGUUGUUUUAUGUAUUUUUAUAAUCGGAACAUAUCCUUCUGUCAAGCUGCUUCACUGUUUUUUUUUUUUAUGAGUAAACAUGAGUCAGUGAAAGCAUCAGCAUGAACUGAAAGUAGCUUGUAAAAGACUCAUUUCUGUUUUCUGGUGACACAUCAGACGUGCACAGACUGCAACCAUGUUGCCAUGUUGCCUACUCAACUUGUUGCCUUUGUGUUGUAAUGUGAUGACAUGGUUUUGAUUGUUAAAUUUUGAGUUUGUUUUUGUUUAGUUUUCUUAGUAAAGUUUGUCUGAAAAAUCACAUUUGUUUUUGCGUUGUUUUGCACAAGUGCAUUCAGAGACAGGAAGUCCAUGAAAGAGAAAUUCAACUUGUUUUUUCUCAUAACUGUCGGCGUUCUGACUGUGAGUCAUAAUAACUUGCACACAUCACCACCGCUGUAGAGAUUUAGGAAAUGUGAAACAACUUGUGACACAAGUUAAAGUCACAGAACCUCAAACACAAAAAGAGGAGUACUUCCUUCUAAAGACAAGGCAAUCCUUACCCUCCAGUAGCUGUCUAUUUACUUUGUUUAGCGCCAGAGUUCAGUGAAAGCGUUGAACCUGGACAUUAUGUUGUAUUGGACUUCAGCCAAAAUGUUUUUUAUAUUUUGAAGGCUGAUUAUCUCCCUCAGGAGAUAAAUUGCACCAAUUUAUUUGCUUUGAUGGGUGUGAUUUCUUCUUUCACCAUUGGUAGGAAUUCUAUUUCUCUAAAUUUUAAGGCUAAUGCAUUUUCUCCUGUAUCUGUUUGGACAUCCCACAUUAGCGCUACAUGAGUAAACCUUUGAUGACAGAAACAUAUUUAUUUCUCACAGUUUCUAAUGUCCCUAAUCGCAAGUUUUUGUGCAGCUCAUGAACUCAGUGUUCAUCAGUCAUCUUUGUACAUGGAUCUGAUAUUGCUUUCCCUAUAAUGUAAGGAUUUGCUUCCCAUUUUAGCUGGGCAACUAUGCCCCUUUGUCGCUCUUUUCAUUACUCUUGUCUUGACUCUGAAGUUCCCCUUUCCUCACUGUCAAAGCACACAGAACAUUUACUUCCUCUUAUAGUCUCACACCCUCUGAGAUUAAACAUUACAUUUUAUUAUCCCAUAAAACUGGAUACUACUUGAACAAUUGUACUUUCUACUGCCCUCAGCUGAGCUUUCGGCUCAACAUAUACAGUAAAACAAAGUUCAGUUCAGUGUUAUCUUUCCAUGUAUAAGUUCAUCAUAAAGCAAAGUGGGGUAAUAUAAUAAUGUGCUUUGUAGUAUUGUUGCACCACUGCAUUUAGUAAUUGGAUCAUAAUAAGUGUUCAAUUAUUAGAAAGUGUCCUUUUGCUUGCAAAUUUCAGCAGAUGCGAAAUACUUCUACAACAUACUGGAUAAGAAAAGUCCCAUUUGUCUAUAGAAGGCUGUGUCUGUAGGAAAACCAUGAACAGAAAAUAUAGUAAUUCACUAUAAGGAAGCUUUUCUUAAGUGUUAUGCUUUCUUCAAUGUUACAGUUUGAGCGAUAGAAUAAAAUCUGGAAAGAGAAAUUAAUUAUUUUCUUUGUGUCCACAUCGUAUCGCAUCACUCGAUGUUUUCCUCACCAACAGAUGAACCUGGCUGUUUCACAUCAUCACAGACCACAGCUGGUUGUGCAUCAUCCCGAACAAGUACUGAUCCACGCUCAGCUAACAGUUUUGUGUCUUUGUUGGGUUUUUUUGCGUCUCUUUGAAGUCAGUUUAUAUCUCUUUGAAACUGUUUUGCAUCUCUUUUCUCUGUCCUUUGGUCCCCAGGCCUGUGACCGAUUGGCCCAUUCAGUAAAUCAUUAAUAUGUUUUAUCUAUUCACAUAGUAUCUCAAUUGCACACAUAAUUUCAAAUGUAGUAAAUGUGGCUACAAGUCUGUGUUAAACAGAAGUGAAUCCUGCCUCAGAGGCCUGGAAAGAAGUAGAAGCGCUUUGUCAGAGUGCAUCUGUCUUUGGUCGGCAUCUGUCUUUUGGCUGGAAUUGAAAAAUCUUCAAAGCGUUGCAUGACCUGUGUGGUUGAAACAAACAUUGUAUGACAUUAAGCAAGACUAAGACGAAUGAAACAAGGCAUUCAUCAUUGCUGCUCGCUAUGUGGUGUUGUUGCCUCACUAACUGAUAUUACUUUCCACUUACUUUUCUGAAAAGUUCCUCAAUGUCUUCCUUUUGUGCGAAGGUGUUAAAUACCUCAACAACAAACUGGAUGAGAAAAGACCCAUGACCCGAAUGUCUAUAUGAGACAGUAUCUGGAGGAAAAACAUACAGAAAUGGGUCAUAUAAUUAGUUUAUAUUUGCUAAAGUAACUAUUCUUAGCUGAUUUCAAUGCAGAUUAUUGAUAUUAAUCUUCAAUGUGUUGUGAGGUGUAGAAUAAUCUAAUAACAUUUAAAUGAACUGACCCGGGGUGCAGGAAAGAAGAGAAAUGAAGUCUUUUUCUUUGUUUACAAAUCGCAAACCAUCAUCCUCAAUGUUUCCUUCACCAGCAGUAUCAGAGACCACAGCUGGGUUUGCACCAUCUGUAACCAGCACUGAUCCUUCCCCCCCUGAAACACAUGUGGCAUACUUUUAAUACAGUUCACUUAGUCAACAAAUGAGACAUGAGCAGACUCCUAAUGUUUGUUCUAUCUGUGAGAAUAGAGUCACCUCCUCUGCAGGCCUGGAUGAUGAUGAUCUUGGGUUUGUUCAGCAGCGCUGGACAUUUCUCUGGGCCCAAGUGUUUGUAAAUGUUGUCGAUGGGGAACUCAUCUGGUAUUUCAUUAUCAGAUAUCUUCUUUUUCCAGUUGACACCGAGGACAGUUCCCAGUUUCCCGUGUGACAUGAUAACCACCAACACACUGUCCGUCUCUUUGAGUUUCGGAUGUUUGGAGAACUCAUUUAAAGCAUCAUCGAUUGCCUGUGACAACACAAAAAGGAAAACAUCAGUUACUGUAUCACUAAAUCAACCAGACACAGAGAAAUAUAUUUUAUUUCCCUUUUUAUAAUAGUACCUUUCCUGUGAGGUUUGUGUGUUUCACCACCUCGUAUCCCAGAUCUGUGAGCAGUUUAUCCAUGUUUGCCUCAUCCUUCUCAGCUCCUUUUCUGUGUAAUUUCUCAUCAGUAAACUUUAUAUUAGUGAUGAGCAGGGCCACACGGUUGCUCAUGGAAUUCUUGGCCACAGGGUAAAUCUGAAAAACAGAUUUAAAGGGAAAGAAGUAUAACAAAUGUAUGUAUCAUUUAUCAAUAAAUAUUGUAAACUUA
Messenger RNA from Anarrhichthys ocellatus (wolf-eel), 5793 nucleotides. It is a transcript of the gene stx1a, whose product is annotated as syntaxin 1A (brain). Lineage: Eukaryota; Metazoa; Chordata; Actinopteri; Perciformes; Anarhichadidae. The transcript has 10 exons. Gene Ontology annotation, biological process: intracellular protein transport; exocytosis; vesicle fusion. Gene Ontology annotation, molecular function: SNARE binding; SNAP receptor activity. The record is from RefSeq and is a predicted model, not a curated record. Gene Ontology annotation, cellular component: plasma membrane; endomembrane system; SNARE complex. The coding region runs from base 777 to 1640 and encodes 287 amino acids.